Molecule: messenger RNA, 1453 nt
Organism: Vespa velutina
Lineage: Eukaryota; Metazoa; Arthropoda; Insecta; Hymenoptera; Vespidae
Product: fatty acyl-CoA reductase wat-like
Exons: 5
Coding region: 1-1119 (372 amino acids)
Biological process (GO): long-chain fatty-acyl-CoA metabolic process
Cellular component (GO): peroxisome
Molecular function (GO): alcohol-forming very long-chain fatty acyl-CoA reductase (NADP+) activity
Source: RefSeq, a predicted model, not a curated record
AUGAUGAAUUUCUGGAAAAACAGUAAAAAAUUAUUACUUUCAGAGUAUCACAAAAAUUCAUUGAUAAAGACAUUAGAAACGAGUAAUGGGACGAGAUCUUAUUCGCUCAUUUUUCCUUUAUUCAAACCCGAUCAGCAUAAUCAUUUAUGUUGCAAAUUACUCGGUAAAUGGCCCAACACUUACACUUACUCAAAAGCAAUUUGUGAAGACACUGUACGGGAAUAUUCAAGAGGACUUCCAACUUGCAUCGUUCGUCCAUCCUCUGUUUUGGCAACGGAAAAGGAUCCGAUUGUCGGUUGGAUAAAUAAUCUCUACGGUUUGACUGGCAUCGCGAUAGGCGUUAGUUUAGGUAUCAUACGUGUAAUGAAUAUAUAUAAGGAAUUAUUCCAUGACAUUAUUCCCGCUGAUUAUGUAGUCAACAAUAUCAUCGUGUCAACAUGGAACACCGCGAAAAAAGGAUCUAUAUCACCGGUUAUUACUAAUUUCGAUAAAGAUGACGAGUCCUUAACAGUUGACGCGGAAGAGAUUCCAAUUUAUAAUAUCGUCUCCUCUGUUCAAAAUCCAGUGGAUUGGAAUUACUGUAUAUUAAAAUUGUUGGAAAUUGCUUCUAUUAUACCAUUUACAAAAUACUUAUGGUACCCCUUCUUUUUAGGAUUGAAAAAUGAAUACUUUGUCUAUUUAUCCAUAAUUUUACUUCACUGGAUACCAGGAUUGAUAGUCGAUUCACUAGCUUUUCUCGUCGGAAGAAAACCAAGGUUAUUAAAUAUUUAUAGGAAGAUGCAUAAUUUGACCAAUGUAAUGAAUUUCUUUACAACACAUCAAUGGGAAUUCUCGAAUGAUAAUGUUUCGAAGCUAUGGAAUAAACUAUCUGUUGUCGAUAAGAAUAAAUUCUUCUUUAAUAUUAGCGAUCUCGAUUGGGAUUCUUAUUUUUUAUCGUAUACUAAAGGAGUUCGAGUAUUUCUGCUAAAUGAUCCUUUGGAGACGAUAAAUGAUGCUAAAAUUUUCCAUAAAAGAUUGCGAAUAAUUCAUUAUACGACGGGAAUUGUCCUAUUAAUUUUGUUACUUUGGGGUCUCUACUUGUUAUUAAAGUUUCUUUAUGCAUCUUUAUUAUCCUUCUGAGCAUCCAAAAACAUGAGAGGACGCAAGAACGAAAACGGGAUAUAAACGGGUCCUCGAUUUAAGAUUGUAUGAAUUUAUUUUUUCUUUGGUGAUCGUGACAUACAGUUAAUUUUGAAUUUUGCCGCCUUUCCAUUUGUAGAUGAUUCGGUAUUACCAUAUGAAUCUGUCUAUAUAAUGAUGGCACCAGUUCGUAUCGCUUCCCUUAACCAUUUAUUAUUUAUGUAUAAUUAUCGUCUAAUGUAUAAAUUUAUUUCCGGAUAUAAUGAUCAGAAUAACUUAACAUUAAAUUGUAAUAACAUAACAAAACUCUUUAAUAAAAUAUAUUUCAAUGUGA